CUUGCCACGACGUACAUGUACUUGCUGCUGUCUCACGGCCUCUUCUCCCAACACUCUUUCAUCACUACCCUCCUCCCCGUGCCUUGCGCACGCAUAGCGUUUCCGCUUCCUUUUGGCAUCUUUGCGUCGUUAUUGUCUACUGUUUGCUGUGAUUCUGGUUUCACCACCGUGUUCAGGCGGCGAUCCGCCGGAGCAGUCACCAUGGCCUUUCAAUCUACCCCGAUGCGUCUCCACCACAUGGCCACCUCCGCCCGCACGACGCCCUCCAUCAUGGCGGCCGCGCUGAGAUCGCCAGCGGGUCGUAAUGCGGCGGCGCGAUCGCAGAGGACAAUGUCGUCCAGCAACCGCACCGGUCAACUCAUACCCUCCUCUGUCUCCCGAUCCCUCUUCACGGCCUCGAGAUAUCGACCAGCGACCUCUCACACCGUCUCAACGACCAGCUUUGUUGGCUUCAACCAGCAGCGCACCUUGUUUGGCAGCAGCUGGGGCUCGCAGACGAGUCAGAACCAUCUUGCACAUUUGGAGCAGAUGGCUAACAGUCAACCCAAUUCCGCUGCUGCUCAGAAUGCUUUCUAUCAGGCUCUUCUCCGUGCCAACAUGCCAGAAAUCCUCGUCGAACGUCAUAAUACUGGAAGAUAUGCUUCGAAUGCAGCAACAGAAGUCGCGUACAACAAGGCAUUGCAAACAUUGGGCGCAGCUUCGGUUGGACAAGGCGGUGUUGCGGGCGCGUUCGGCGCGCAUUCGGCAAAUGGACAGAAUGGCACUACAAGCAGUGAACAAUUGCAGGCGGUUGGACAGGCUGUGUCUGCGAAGUUCAAGGGAGGAAAUGCUUCACUCUCGAUGAAAGGAUCUGGAGGACGAGCUGAGCCGCUCUAUGUCGUCGUAGACGAAAGCCUCGGCAGCCAGAUCUUCAAAUGGGUCAAGUUCUUGCUGGUCUUCGGGUUCGUCGCGUACUGCUCUCUGGUCUUCUUCACGCUCGUUGUCGAAGCGACGGGUGUACUCAAGAAAGUUGGCGGAGCAAGGGACACGCAAGCUAAGCCAGAGCUACAGAAGACUCGUUUCGACGAUGUUCAUGGCUGUGAAGAGGCAAAGGAAGAGCUGCAAGAGCUGGUCGAAUUCUUGAAGGCCCCCGAAUCAUUCGCUACCCUCGGUGGUAAACUGCCAAAGGGUGUUUUACUCGUUGGUCCCCCCGGUACCGGAAAGACGCUCCUGGCUCGCGCUGUGGCAGGGGAGGCUCAAGUUCCCUUCUUCUACAUGUCUGGAUCCGAAUUCGAUGAGGUCUACGUCGGUGUUGGUGCUAAGCGUGUUCGUGACCUCUUCACUGCCGCUCGGUCAAAAAGCCCUGCCAUCAUCUUCAUCGAUGAGCUUGAUGCGAUAGGCAGUAAGCGUCAUGAGCGUGAUGCCGCUUACGCUAAGCAAACCCUCAACCAGCUUCUGACUGAACUGGAUGGAUUUGAUCAGACUUCUGGCGUGAUCAUUAUUGGCGCAACCAAUUUCCCUCAAUCCCUCGAUAAGGCCCUUACUCGCCCUGGACGCUUCGAUCGAAACGUUGUUGUUCCUCUGCCAGACGUGCGUGGUCGAAUCGCCAUCCUCAAGCAUCACUUGAAGAAUAUCAAGACUGACGGAUCUGUCGAUCCGGCCGAAGUUGCAAGAGGAUGUCCUGGCUUUUCUGGCGCUGAACUUGAGAAUGUUGUGAAUCAGGCCGCUGUUCGCGCUUCUAAGCUGAAACAGUCUAAGGUGAGCAUUGCAGAUCUUGUCUGGGCCAAGGACAAAAUUCUCAUGGGUGCGGAACGUCGCUCUGCCGUUAUUCAAGAAAAGGACAAGCUCAUGACCGCAUACCACGAGGGUGGGCACGCACUGGUUUGUAUGCUCACGCAAGCUGCCGUUCCGCUCUACAAAGCCACGAUCAUGCCACGUGGCAAUGCUCUUGGUGUCACGUUCAUGUUGCCAGAGUUGGACAAGGUCAGCGAAUCGAAGAAGGACUUGCUCGCUCGAAUCGAUGUCGCCAUGGGAGGGAAGGUUGCAGAAGAGAUCAUCUAUGGUCCCGAAAAUGUAACGACUGGUGCAUCGAGCGACAUCACCGGAGCCACCAACAUCGCGAAACACAUGGUCAUGCGCGCUGGCAUGAGCGAGGUUCUGGGCAACGUAGACCUCACCGAAGACUACGCAGAGCUGUCAAGCGAGACGAAACAGCAGAUCGAGCAUGAAGUGCGGCGCAUCGUCGAGGAAGGCCGACAGCGUGCCCACAAGCUUUUGACGGAAAACCGAGAAGGUCUCGAUCGUUUAGCCAAGGCAUUGCUGGAGUACGAGACGCUUGAUCGAGAUGAAAUUGAAAGGGUAGUCCGAGGCGAGAAGCUUACGGGAAAGAUCAAGGUCGAAUUCAAUACGCCAGUGAAGUCUCCGGAAGGCAAAGGCACGACACCGGACAUUGGACUCGGGCCUAUACAUCCUCCCGCGCCGGAAGGUGGCGAGGGAGGGCUAGGCGCGCCCCCUGUUGUCGGCGGUGGCGGUGCUGGGAGACCCUAGUAUGAAGGGUGAAGAAUCAUUGAUGGUAUCCAAAUGGUGAAGGAACAAAAAGACUCAGUCAAGCGAUGUUAUCGCCUAGGACCACGUGAGCAGUAUCGCUGCUUACAGGGCAUGCCGCUGCCGAUCGCUCCGCCACGCACGUUCAGCAAUCACCAGUGUGAUCAAUAUGUGCGACGGGCAUGCCGAAACUCUCAUUGAAGCGCGAGAACAGCUGCUCUCUUGAGAUCGAAUCAUUAGGUGGCACAGCGACAGCGAGGAAGCAAGCGAGCAUUUGUACAUUUAGUCUUACGAAUGAAACCAAC
Messenger RNA from Cercospora beticola, 2828 nucleotides. Its product is annotated as ATP-dependent metallopeptidase FtsH/Yme1/Tma family protein. Gene Ontology annotation, biological process: mitochondrion organization; protein quality control for misfolded or incompletely synthesized proteins. Gene Ontology annotation, molecular function: metalloendopeptidase activity; ATP-dependent peptidase activity; ATP binding. NCBI's taxonomy places the organism in Eukaryota, Fungi, Ascomycota, Dothideomycetes, Mycosphaerellales, Mycosphaerellaceae. The record is from RefSeq and is a predicted model, not a curated record. Gene Ontology annotation, cellular component: mitochondrial inner membrane.